AUUUGAUGUCGCAAUUAUAUGACUACAACUCAGCACCCUUUGAUAAUGAUGAUUCUGAAUUCUUUAAAGAUGGAUUACCUUCUCAAAAAGAAAUAGAAUCUAUGUAUAACCACAUUUUUGGCGACUUUGACGAUGAAGAUGGGCUGGACAAAGUUUUUACUAGAUUGAAUUCGUUGCGAG
This is a messenger RNA of Racocetra persica, 180 nucleotides long. The record is from the annotation of a GenBank genome assembly. NCBI's taxonomy places the organism in Eukaryota, Fungi, Glomeromycota, Glomeromycetes, Diversisporales, Gigasporaceae.